Cyclopterus lumpus (lumpfish) is the source of this 3116-nucleotide messenger RNA. It is a transcript of the gene runx1, whose product is annotated as RUNX family transcription factor 1. The transcript has 11 exons. The coding region runs from base 653 to 2179 and encodes 508 amino acids. Gene Ontology annotation, cellular component: nucleus. The record is from RefSeq and is a predicted model, not a curated record. Lineage: Eukaryota; Metazoa; Chordata; Actinopteri; Perciformes; Cyclopteridae. Gene Ontology annotation, molecular function: DNA-binding transcription factor activity, RNA polymerase II-specific; RNA polymerase II cis-regulatory region sequence-specific DNA binding; ATP binding. Gene Ontology annotation, biological process: neuron differentiation; hemopoiesis; regulation of transcription by RNA polymerase II.
ACUUCCUCGUGAAACUGUUGGCCGAGGGGGGCAGGUGGUUAGUUCGAUUACACACACACCAACACACACACACGCUCACUCCAAAGACACAAUGCCAGAUUAAUAGAAGAGUAAGUUAAUCUCUCCUGGGUGACCCUCAAUGUCGGGGAGACAGUCAAAAAGUCAUCAAGAAGGAGAACCGGAGAACCUCGUACCAAAAGCAGAGAGAGAGACAGAAAGAGAUAAAGGAAGAUGUGUACGGCGACAGAGAGAAUGAGCGGAAGCAGAAAAGAGCUGUAAGCAAGUCAAGAGAGAGAGAGACAAGUAGAGCUAGAAAGACGGGGAGAGUUUGGUGGAUUACUUUGCAUCUGAGUCACUGGUCGCCUGGAAGAACCACAAGUAGCUCUUUCUACCACCUCAGCCCAGGACCGGGACACCUCGGCUAGGGAAGAAACAUCUGAAGAAUAAUAAUUUCGUGGCCUCCAACAGCAUCUUUGAGUCACUGUCUUCCUACCAGUCAGCUGUUAGACGAGUCCUGUUCAAUGGAGUUAGCAGGCCAGCUGAUUGGUUACACACCGCCACUUCCUGUUCCUGUCUCCAGCUUACAAGAUAAGGAAAUACUAGAUGUCACACAACGUCAGGCUGUUGCUGCUUCUGCCCCCAGGAUUGAAGCAUGAACCCGGGGACGUUCUCCGGCUCCGGGCCCCUGUCCUGGGCCAUGUACCUGAUGAGGAAGGGCCGCUCCGGCAGCGCUCUCUUUGAACCAGCCCCGGGCCGGCGCUACACCUCCCCCUCCACCACCCUGGCCUCGGGGGGAAAGAUGGCCGAGGCCCUGCCGCUGGGCACCCAGGAGGCUGGGGGGGCCGCUCUGGUGGGCAAGCUGCGCAUGGCGGACCGCGGCAUGGUGGAGGUGAUCUCCGACCAUCCAGGUGAGCUGGUGAAGACCGACAGCCCCAACUUCCUGUGCUCGGUGCUGCCCACCCACUGGAGGUGCAACAAGACGCUGCCCAUUGCCUUCAAGGUGGUUGCCCUGGGCGACACCCCGGAUGGCACCCUGGUGACGGUGAUGGCAGGAAACGAUGAGAACUUCUCCGCUGAGCUCCGCAACGCCACCGCCGCCAUCAAGAACCAGGUGGCCAGGUUCAACGACCUGCGCUUCGUGGGCCGCAGUGGAAGAGGGAAGAGCUUCACCCUCACCAUCACGGUGUUCACCAACCCUCCUCAGGUGGCCACGUACCAGAGAGCCAUUAAGAUCACAGUGGACGGCCCUCGAGAGCCACGGCGCCAUCGGCAGAAGAUGGACGAAGUCAAAGCUGGCUCCCUGGCUUUCUCCGAGAGGCUGACAGAGCUGGAGCAGCUGAGGCGGAGCUCGAUGAGGGUGACGCCUCCUCACCACCAUCAUCAUCCUCAUCAUCAUCAUCAUCCACACUCCGCCAGCAGCCGCCAAUCUGCAGCGCUCAACUCGGCCACCUUCUCCAGCCCGACACACGCUCAGAUAACUGCUGACUCCAGACAGAUGCAGCCGUCUCCGUCUUGGUCCUACGACCAAUCGUACCCCUACCUCGGCCAGAUAACCACGCCCAGCGUCCACACGGCCAAUCCCCUUUCACCUGGUCGGCCAUCGCUCAGCGACUUGUCCUCACGACUCACAGGUCCUGACCUCACAGCCUUCGGCGACCCCAGGAUGACCUUAGAACGACCUUUCACCUCCCUUCCCUCCUUGCCUGACUCUCGCUUCUCCGACCCCCGGGUCCACUACCCUUCUUCAGCGGCCGCCUUCACCUACACCCCCUCUCACAACGCCGUAUCUAACGGCGCCCUCGGCAUCACCAUGGCAACAGCCAUGGCGACCGCUCCGACGGGGAGGUAUCACACCUACCUGCCUCCACCCUACCCGGCGAACGCCCCGCACCAGGCUCAGAACGGGCCCUUUCAGUCCACCUCCUCGCCGUACCACCUGUACUACUCCACCGCCGCCGGCUCGUACCAGUUCUCCAUGAUGGCCGGGGGAGGCGGCGGCGGUGACUCGCGCUCCCCUCCGAGGAUCCUGCCGCCGUGCACCAACGCCUCCACAGGCUCCUCCCUCCUGCACCCCUCUUUGCCCAAUCAGAAUGAAGGCGUGGGCGUAGAGGUGGAGUCGAGCCACAGCAGCUCCCCGACAAACAUGGCCGCUGCCGAAGCGGUCUGGAGACCUUACUGAACUCGGGUAGGCGGUUUAUGGCGACCGCCUGGUCAUGUGAUGACAGACAGCGGACAUCACUGAACACAUAAACACGUAAAUCACUGUAAACCUUUCAAAACAACUCAUUAUUAUGACAAAAAAGGCUCAUUCAUUUCCCAGGACUAGUUUUUAUCAAACAUUACUCAAACAGGAGGAAGUAAGACUUUUCUUCAGGACUAUUUCCAGCGGCGGAUGAAUCUGGUGCUCCACUGAGUGUUGAGGCAGCGUGUCAGUGUUCAGUCUGAUGAAGGAAGACGUGUUUAAUGGAGCUCUAUGCGAAGAGGAAGAGGAGAUACACACAUGUUAAAUGUCAGCUGACUUAUAUUAGACCACUGAAUUGUAUUUAUCAUGUCAUAUUUGGACAAACAGCACCCAGUACUGAACCGUUACUGGACCAGGAGCCAGUUUGAACCGGUCUACUGACACAUGACUGACAGCAGACCUGAACCCGACCUCCCAGUGUCUCUCAGGACCGAGAACCGGAUUGGAGAGGAGAUGUGAUGUGGGCGGGGUUAACGUGCAUGCAGCAGGACUGAUGUCAGCUUCCUUUGUAAAAUAACCCCCUCCUCCUCAUGAAUGUUGUUGUUGUUGUUGUUGUUGUUGUUGUUGUUGUGUACAGAUCACUUUGCUCAUGCCUGUUUGUUUACCUUCAUCUUUCUAUCACUCUUCCUCCCCCAUGACUAACACUCCUCUGAGCCCGUCGUGUCCUGAAGAAAAGAAACAUGAUCAAUUCAUAUGAUUUCAUAUUUCAUAUUUAUUAUCGACUGAAUUCUGAGAUAUUUUGACCGUUACAGCAUGGAGUUUGUAAAAGGCUUUAAUUUAUUUAAUACCAUCUUGGUAGCAUUUCACGUGUGUCUGUGUGUGUGUGUGUGUGUGUGUGUGUGUGUGUGUGUGUGUCUGUGUGUGUGUGUGUGUG